GAGCGAAAUCCGAAUGUCGUGGAAAAAAAGGAGACCCCCGCCAUAGAUAAAGAGCUGCUCCAAAGGCGCUCUCUCUGCGAUUACUCUCUCUCUCUCUCUCUCUCUCUCUCUCUCUCUCUCUCUGUCUGUGUCCGUCGCUUUCAACAAACCGUGAAAGCGCAAAGAAGCAAAAAUCCCUAACCCUAACCCUAAAACAUUCUCUCUCGGUAUUUGUAUUGAUUAUAGAACCAUGGCUUCUUCUGCGUCUAUGGUUGCCCCUUCUUCUGUUUCGCCAUCGUCGUCUUCGUCAUUCUCGCCGUCUUCUUCUUCUUCUUCACCAUCAUCUGGUUUCUAUAAAACUUUAUUCUCAAACGAUUCCAGACCUCGUGUUUCCGUUCCUAUUGGCGUUAAAUGUGAUAUGGCUGAACCGAGCAAUGGGAAGCCGAUUGUUCCCAUUCUUAACCAACGGACAUUGCCCAAGUUCUUGGAAUCGGCACGCGUGGAGAAAACAGUGAACAGAAACAGUACCAGGCUCAAAUUGUUUUCUGGCACUGCAAAUCCUGCACUUUCUAAGGAAAUUGCUUGGUACAUGGGCUUGGAACUUGGAAAGAUCAACAUCAAGCGAUUUGCAGAUGGUGAAAUUUAUGUUCAGUUGCAAGAGAGUGUUCGAGGAUGUGAUGUCUUUCUAUUGCAGCCGACCUGCCCUCCUGUGAAUGAAAAUCUUAUGGAGCUAGAAAUAAUGAUUGAUGCUUGUCGGAGAGCAUCAGCAAAAAACAUUACUGCUGUGGUUCCAUAUUUUGGAUAUGCUCGAGCUGAUAGAAAGACACAGGGCCGCGAAUCCAUUGCAGCCAAACUGGUUGCAAAUAUUAUCACAGAAGCAGGUGCAAACCGUGUUCUUGCUUGUGAUAUUCAUUCUGGGCAGGCGAUAGGAUAUUUUGAUAUUCCAGUGGAUCAUGUGUACUGUGAGCAUGUAAUCCUUGAUUAUCUCGCCAGCAAGAGAAUUUGUUCUAAUGAUUUGGUAGUGGUUUCCCCUGAUGUUGGUGGUGUUGCUAGAGCACGUGCUUUCGCAAAAAAAUUAUCCGAUGCACCUUUAGCCAUUGUCGACAAAAGGCGUUAUGGACACAAUGUUGCUGAGGUGAUGAACCUGAUCGGUGAUGUGAAAGACAAAGUUGCAGUUAUGGUAGAUGACAUGAUUGAUACUGCUGGGACAAUUGCAAAAGGUGCAGCUCUUUUACACCAAGAAGGAGCUCGGGAAGUCUAUGCAUGCUGCACUCAUGCUGUCUUUAGCCCGCCUGCAAUCGAAAGGCUGUCAAAUGGCCUGUUCCAAGAGGUGAUUGUAACAAACACAAUUCCUGUUGCAGAGAAGAAUUACUUCCCUCAAUUGACUGUGCUUUCAGUGGCUAACUUAUUGGGUGAAACUAUUUGGCGUGUUCAUGACGAUUGUUCUGUGAGUAGCAUUUUUCAGUGAAAGCAGAAAUAUUUAAUCUCCCCUUUCAAUGUUAUUCAGUUAUAAUUUUGUACCUUUUUCUUGUUGUAAGAUGGCAAAAAUUAGGUUUCACAAAUUUAUUUUAGUUAUCUUCUUUAUUUCAAAUCAAUAAUAUCUUUACCUCUGGAUAAAAAGAAAUGGUGGGCUACGUUGUCCUCAACUUUGGUCCAUUAUUGAAGAAAAUUCACCUCCCCCCCUCCACACCUAUCUUUUAAUAAAAAUGUAGGGGUUACUACAUUUUACUUAUUA
Molecule: messenger RNA, 1714 nt
Organism: Ziziphus jujuba (common jujube)
Lineage: Eukaryota; Viridiplantae; Streptophyta; Magnoliopsida; Rosales; Rhamnaceae
Product: ribose-phosphate pyrophosphokinase 1
Exons: 8
Coding region: 230-1447 (405 amino acids)
Biological process (GO): 5-phosphoribose 1-diphosphate biosynthetic process; purine nucleotide biosynthetic process
Cellular component (GO): cytoplasm; ribose phosphate diphosphokinase complex
Molecular function (GO): magnesium ion binding; ribose phosphate diphosphokinase activity
Source: RefSeq, a predicted model, not a curated record